AUCUGAUGGAAGGCGCCUUUGACGGCCAAACCGACCUGCUCAAGAAGCUGCUUGAGGAAGGAAAGAUCUUUUAUGACUUUUGCGACAAGAGCGGAAAUACCCCCAUCAGCGAGGCCGCUGCAGGCGGGCAAUGCGACUGCAUCAGGCUUCUCUAUGACUAUGGCGCCGACAUCAACCGCCAGUGCCAGUUCAAGCGGACACCGCUGUAUCGCGCCAUCUUUGGUGGGCACAUCGACGCCGUCAGGCUUAUCCUUGACCUCGGCGGCGACCCCCGAAUUCCAGACGAAGAGGGCCAAGCGUGUCUCAAGAUGCCGUGUCUUCCCGAGAUCGGCAAGAUUGUCCAGGAAUGGGACCUUUCCAAGACCGAUGCCCUUCUUCAAAAACUCGAAGGUGUCAAGCAGCUCAAGCAGAAAGAAUUGAUCGAGAAGCGCGCAACUCAAAUGUCCCAAUUGAACCAGGCGCUGGAGGACGCUCAAAAGGCACAUGCCAUGGCCCAACAAGAGCUGUCCUAUGUAUACUGCCAGCUCAAUAUCCGCAUCAACGAGCACGAUCUGCUCAUGAGCGAAGGCAAGGAUCUCUCCAUCAUCAAAACCGCCAUCCACGAAUACGAAGACAAGCUUGACCAUGCCCGGGCUGCUGCCAAAAAGGCCGGAGAUGCCCUUAGUGCAUGCAAAGAAAAGAUCGAGCUGCAGCAACAAACCGAUGCCGAGCAGACCGGAGCCCCGCCGGGCCAAGCUGCCCCCGAAAAGGGUAUCAAAUGCAACAUCAAGCAGCUCGAAGGGUUGCUGCUGAAGCCCGAUCCGAGAGGCGAGGUCCUGAAGAGCAACGGACAAUGGCCCCUGGUCGUUGAUCCCUCGGGACGGUCCGCCGUAUUUCUUAGAUAUGCAGACAGCAAUAUCUUGCAGGUAUUGAAUCCACAGCACAUGGAUGCCGAAAAGAUCCGCAUCGCAGUCAUUGGAUCCAUUCGAUACGGCAAGCCUCUGGUGAUCGACAUUUGCGAGGUCGAUGUCUCCAAGUCCAUCCCAGAGUACUUCAACCGGGUUGAGAAGGAUCUGUACGCCUCCAUUGUGUCCCGCAGCAUCCUGCAGAACGAAAAGUACCUCAGUUUGUGUCGCAAGGGAGACGGGGAUCAGUACAAGCGCGAGUGCUUCCAUCAGCGAUACGUCGAGAACUUCAAGUUCAUCAUCCUGACCACCAACCGGUUCCCCUCGGAGGACCUCGUCCAGGCCUUUUUCCCGGUUCGGGUGGUGUGUUGAGUGUCUGUCGUCGGGCUGGGCAGACCACGCUGAUGUCGCAACCUGGAAAUCCGUCGUUGAUUCACCGGCUGUGCCGAUCCAUUCGGCGGAGUGGGAUAUCUACAGCCGAUUCAGAAGAAUGCGUGUACCGACAUCAAGAUACUCGGCCUUCUCGAAUCACUUGGCUUCCCGGCACUGUGAGCACACCUGGAGAUCGAGUCGCUUGAAUCGCUGUCGCCUGGGUGGUGCCAUUCGCUUGCAGGGAGCCAUCUGUGCGAGAAAGCGUCCUUGAUUUACAUGCAGAACUCCGUCACUGAAUAGUCAUACCCGGCGCGAUAACG
Molecule: messenger RNA, 1576 nt
Organism: Polychytrium aggregatum
Lineage: Eukaryota; Fungi; Chytridiomycota; Chytridiomycetes; Polychytriales
Product: tankyrase
Exons: 6
Coding region: 6-1256 (416 amino acids)
Biological process (GO): regulation of barbed-end actin filament capping
Cellular component (GO): nucleus; cytoplasm
Molecular function (GO): protein binding
Source: RefSeq, a predicted model, not a curated record